CAUCGAUCCCCCCAUACAUUCUCCCCCCUUCCACUGCGCACCUAAGGGACACCCAACCUCGGAUCCACGGCACACGCGUUGCACAGGGUUCUUAGCGACGCUGCACGGCAGAUUGGACCCUUCCAGCUAUCUGUACCGGACUGGGGUGUUCCCCCAAAGGGUAGUCGUGGAGUCGAGUUGAUGAUCUAGUUGGACCCAGUGACAGGUUGCCGUGGGACGCAGACCUGCGUAUCGUUUUGCUUAAUGUUUUUCUGUUUUACUAAUCUCUCUUCUUCUCCCCCUUCCCUUCCCUUCUGGUGGUCUGACAGGUGUCUGGGUGGCUUGAGAUGCAGUCAAGGUGCCGCCCUGUGCCAUGGUGCAUACAUAUACCCAAAGAGUCCCACUCCAUUCUAACAUCGGUAGCCGAGACCUAGGCAGGCUCCGAGUGGUCUGUCGUCGGAGAUAAGGUUCGGUUCAGGUGCGGCAGCCGGGUAUCGACAUCCCGCUGAUGGAUCUGGUUGUGUCACUCUACUGAUGGUCAGCGUCAGUCUCAUGCCACGACCACGUUGCCCUCCUCCUUCAUCCACUCUCCUUACCUUCUCCUCGAGGACUACGGAGAUUUUCCCCUUCUCAAUUCAUACCAGAAGCGGAAAAGGGGGGGAUGUUUCGAGGCUCACCAUUCAUUACACAAUUCAAACCAAUUUGUUUUAUCCAUCUCCGCCCGCAUUGCAUACUCACAUUGCCCCUGCAUAUCAUGUACAGCCCUAUCCUGCACCAGACACAUCACAAACGACCUAUCUCCCACGUCAGCGACCAUCGCUAACCCGACCGAAACUUGGCGGGGGAGUCGUCCGGCCAGCCAGUCAGCCAGUCAGCCACCAAUCCCAUCGGGGUCCCCGUGGAUGGAGAGCAGCAGGUUGUCAAUCUGUCUCUGGUGCAGUGGGCCUGCACGCAUCGCAUCUGUGUGGGGGAUAAACCCAGAUGUGAUCAUGAUGGCUGCGACAGCGGCACAGCCAACGGUCUAGACCGUCUAAUGUAUUUGCUUUUUUAUCUUUAUUUUUUUUCUCUCUUUUUAGAUUUAUUGAAUCUGGAUUCAAAGGGCGGUGGGAUGCGAUGGGGCUGCCUACAGAUACGGUCUGCGGGCGUUGUUUCAUUUCCCCUCUUGAGUUGCGAUGGAAAGUGUGGAAUGAGGCUGGCUAGGUCUGGGCCUGGUCAGCAUCUUCUCGCUUUCUUUCCGACUUGGAGGGGUCGUUCGGUUGGAUUGUUCUGGAGUUAGCCGGCCGGCGACUAUGUAGACAAUAGCAGUUCGACUGCACGGAUGUAGCUAAUUUUGAGCGAAGGUGAGAGGUGAAGGAAGGCUGAUGGAGGGACAUAAUUGUAGUAUUUCGGUUGUAGUUAGCCCAGUUGUCCUAGGUGGUAAGUAGGUAGGGACUUGGCAAGCACGCC
Molecule: messenger RNA, 1425 nt
Organism: Aspergillus candidus
Lineage: Eukaryota; Fungi; Ascomycota; Eurotiomycetes; Eurotiales; Aspergillaceae
Exons: 1
Coding region: 514-954 (146 amino acids)
Source: RefSeq, a predicted model, not a curated record